CACACACUCACAAAAUGUCCUCGUCCAAAAUUUUUAGUAACCAACCCUAAUAUUCAUCAUUUUUUCGUCAUUGAUGCAUGAAGAUAUUAUUUGGAACGAUUAAUCAAAAUUGUUUCGUAAAACUCUCAAUGGAACAUCCAUCAUAUUUACUGCAAAUCACUAAAACAUGAUUCUGAAACUUAUUUCCCAAUAAAAACGUUUCAUUUUUCGACGUUUCUAAGUAUAAUAAUUCUCACGGUUCUCUUCAAUUUUUAUAUCAUUUGUCAAGACAUUGUCAAUCAUCAAUCGUGUAAAAAAUGUCCUUGAACAAAAUUAUCAGUACAAACAUACAGAACACAUUAUCAUUCAUUUCGAGGAAAUACGCGGACGUUAAAUGCGAGGACCGUUUUGUAGUAACCGUGAAAACUAUCAGGAAAUUUAUCAAGGACGUUAUGACAAAGGCGGGUUGUUCGGACGAAAAUGCCGAAGAAUUGGCCACCGUACUCACCAUGGCCGACUCCUAUGGAGUCUACUCUAACGGUAUCAAUCGCUUGGAGCAAAUAUUCAACGAGGUAAAGAACGGAACGUGCAACGGAAAGGGGGAGCCGUGCGUUGUGGGCGAGACGAAGACGACGGCCUUAAUCAACGGGGAUAACGCUCCAGGACCUACCAUUGCUAAUUUCACCAUGCGAAAAGCAAUCAGCAUGGCCAAGGACACUGGCAUUGGAAUAGCUUCAGCCUAUGAUUGCCAUCAUUACGAAUUCGGUAGGAAAUACGUCCUGGACGCAAUUCGUAAUAAUUGCAUAGCGUUUGCCUUUAUGAAUUCAGCACCUGUAAUGAUGCCAGCAAACGCCAAAGAGGUGGUGUUAGGAACGAAUCCAUUAACAGUCGGUGCUCCAGGUCAAUGUGAUGACAAAUUUUUAUUUAACUGUAAAUGCACCAAAGUAUCUAUUGAAGAGGUUGAUUAUUUGAAGAAAACACAAGGUUGUGUACCAGAUACUUGGGCACUCGACAAUGCUUUAAAACCUUUGGCUGAUCCUUAUCAAAUAGUUGAUUGUCCCCGAUUGUUGCCUGUCGGAGGCACCCACAAAUCACCCAGCUUCAAAGCUUCUGGACUGGCAAUGGCUAUUGAAAUACUAACUGGAGUAUUGUCAGGUGGUGCCUUCGACACUGAGCACAGGCAACACGGAGACUGUAGCUGCAAACCUAAUCUCUCGAUGACAUUCAUGGUGAUAAAUGCACCAUGUUUCACCAGUAACUACAAAUACCGGAUGCAAACUUUUAUGAACUCUUUACUAGAUGUUGAACCAAUUGACCCGGAUAAACCUGUACAGAUACCAGGCCACAAAGAAGAGGAAAACAAGAAACGCACCAUAAAGUCUGGAAUAAUAUCAUAUCCGGAACCGAUGUUUCUAUAUCUCGAUAGCAUCGCGGGUCAUGCGGGUAUUCCACCAAUUCAACGCAAGAAACAAACCGUUUUAGUCAAACAAUAAUUACAAGGACACUAUUUUCAAAGACUAGUACAUUAAUCAAUCAUUCGCUCAUUACCAACUAAACUACGGAAGUUAAAGAAAAAAGUAAAAAAAGUUUGUUGAACUUAAAGUUCCAAAAAAAUUAAAAAAACACAAAACCAACAAAAAAAUAAACAAAACACUAAUCCUUGGA
Molecule: messenger RNA, 1644 nt
Organism: Aethina tumida (small hive beetle)
Lineage: Eukaryota; Metazoa; Arthropoda; Insecta; Coleoptera; Nitidulidae
Product: ureidoglycolate dehydrogenase (NAD(+))-like
Exons: 7
Coding region: 297-1472 (391 amino acids)
Molecular function (GO): oxidoreductase activity
Source: RefSeq, a predicted model, not a curated record